Molecule: messenger RNA, 1503 nt
Organism: Melopsittacus undulatus (budgerigar)
Lineage: Eukaryota; Metazoa; Chordata; Aves; Psittaciformes; Psittaculidae
Gene: TSPAN13
Product: tetraspanin 13
Exons: 6
Coding region: 156-767 (203 amino acids)
Cellular component (GO): plasma membrane
Source: RefSeq, a predicted model, not a curated record
GAGCAGCCAAUCAUCUGGCGCGGUGGCGCCGUGCGAGUGCCGCUCACCUGCUGCGGCCGCGCCGGCCCGACAGCUGAUUGACAGGCGAGGGGCGGAGCGGCGGCCUUCUGCUGAGCGGUUCCCGGCGGCGGCGGUUUGCUGGCGGCAGCGGCGCGAUGGUGUGCGGGGGGUUCGCCUGUUCCAAGAAUUGCCUGUGCGCACUCAACCUGCUCUACACGCUGGUAAGCCUGCUACUGAUUGGAAUUGCGGCAUGGGGAAUCGGCUUUGGCCUCAUCUCUAGUUUCAGAGUUGUUGGAGUAGCAAUUGCAGUAGGAAUCUUCCUCUUCUUUAUUGCCUUAGUGGGAUUGAUUGGUGCCGUGAAACAUCAUCAAGUAUUGCUGUUCUUUUACAUGAUUAUUCUUUUGCUAGUCUUUAUUGUCCAGUUUUCUGUCUCCUGUGCCUGUUUGGCACUAAACAAGGAGCAGCAGACUCAGCUUCUAGAGGUGGGAUGGAAUAACACUAACAGCGCAAGAACAGAUAUUGAGAGAAAUCUGAAUUGUUGUGGAUUCAGAGUUUUUGAUCUGAAUGAAACCUGCUUCUCUGAUUGCUUUAGAAGUCACCACUGUCAACCAUGUGCACCGAUAAUAGAAGAAUAUUCUGGAAUGGUUCUCAGAUUUGUUGGAGGCAUAGGACUCUUCUUCAGUUUCACAGAGAUUCUGGGAGUCUGGCUGACAUACAGAUACAGGAACCAAAAGGAUCCCCGUGCAAACCCUAGUGCAUUUCUUUGAGGUUUAUAAAGGACUGAAUCUUCUCUCUGUACUUUCUACUUCAAAAUAGUGAUUCUCUAUAGGUAUUUCUCCAUAGUAUGGAUUCUGUAUAUUCCCAAAAGAAACCUGUUGUUUCCAUAAGAAAUUUGUAGUUUUCGUAUUUAAUUUUCCAUUAUUUUCAUUCUAAGAAUCUCUAUCUUGAAGUAGACUAGUGUAUUCAGUAGCUGGGCAGAGUUAAAUUGCUGCUCUGAGCUGGUUAAAUAGCUCUGUUAAGGCUUUGGUGUGAUGGAUCCGGUGAACUCUAUACAGUGAGUUUUGCAUCACUACUGGCUUCUCUGGCGUCUCAAAAACCCCAGAAGUGUUUCCUGCUGUAUUUAUUGAUUACAGAAAUUCACAUGACUUCUCAUUAAAGUGAUAAAAAAUAUGUGGUGGAUGGUUGGACUGUAUGAUUUGAUUAAGCUUUAGGAUGAACCAUAGUCAACUUUUUUUUGUCUACUGCUUUCCAAUUAAGGUAAGAAAAGAAGCUAAAGAUGUUAUUUUCUGUAGUGCACGUAAGUGUAUGUUAAUGACUACUGUAGUCUUCACCCCACCCCUUUCCUGUAUGUUUUGGCUUUCUGGUAGCUUUAGAAUUUUGUUGAGAAUAAAAAGAAUUCUUUACUUUUUAAUGAAUAUCUUCACUAUGAGAACAAUGAAUGAAGAAAACCAGAAGAGUAUAAUCUGCAGCUGAUUAACUUGAAACUUUUUUUUUUUUCUCCUU